Naegleria gruberi is the source of this 3950-nucleotide messenger RNA. Its product is annotated as 5-oxoprolinase. Gene Ontology annotation, cellular component: cytosol. Bases 1 to 3924 code for a protein of 1307 amino acids. The transcript has 5 exons. The record is from RefSeq and is a predicted model, not a curated record. Gene Ontology annotation, molecular function: 5-oxoprolinase (ATP-hydrolyzing) activity. NCBI's taxonomy places the organism in Eukaryota, Heterolobosea, Eutetramitea, Acrasida, Naegleriidae. Gene Ontology annotation, biological process: glutathione metabolic process.
AUGUCCAACAAUUCCGAAUGUAGUGGAUCUGCUUCCAAUCAAUUAUUCAGAUUUUCCAUUGAUCGUGGAGGAACCUUUUGUGAUAUUUAUGCAGAGGUUCCCAAGACAAUUCAUAACAAUUAUCAACCCUAUGUGGUUAUGAAGUUAUUGAGUGAAGAUCCACAACAUUAUAAUGAUGCUCCGAGAGAAGGAAUUAAGAGAAUAAUGAACAAAGUUUUGGGACUUCAAAUGAAGGAUGCUAAAGAAAUUGAUAUUGAUAACAUUGAAUAUAUUAGAAUGGGAACCACUGUGGCUACUAAUGCCUUGCUAGAAAGAAAGGGAUCUAGAUGUGCCUUGAUUACAACGAAAGGAUUUCGUGAUUUGCUUAAAAUUGGACAUCAGGCACGUCCAAAGAUUUUCGAAUUAUUUAUUAGAAAACCUUCACUUUUAUAUGAAAGAGUGAUUGAGGUGGAUGAAAGAGUUUGUCUCACAGAGCAAGUUUAUGGAAAAUGUAAGAAAUUCCAAGAACCAGAAGGAUCUCAACUUUCUACUGAAGAAUGGAGAAAUCAAAGAUUAAAGAAGGGUAUUUCAGGAGAGGAAGUUUUUAUUAGAAAUACUGUGGAUGAAGAAUUUGUUUAUAAUACUUGUAAAGAGUUGAAAGAAAGUGGAAUUAAUAGCAUUGCUGUAGUUUUAUUGCAUUCGUAUACAUUUGCUGAUCAUGAACUUCAAAUUGCUGAAAUUGCAAAGAGAGCUGGAAUUGAAAAUAUUUCACUCUCUCAUCAAGCCAUGCCAAUGAUUAGAGCAGUUCCAAGAGGUCACACUACUUGCGUUGAUGCUUAUUUGAGCCCAAUUAUUAGGGAUUAUGUUAGAAACUUUUGUUCUGGAUUUUCAGAUUUUGAUAAGUUGUUGAAACGUGUCACAUUCAUGCAAUCGAAUGGCGGUCUUACACCUGCUUCAGAUUUUAAGGGAUGUAAUGCCAUAUUAUCAGGACCAGCUGGUGGAAUCGUUGCUAUUGCAUCAACAUCCUACAAUCCAGAUGAUAAAAUCCCAAUUAUUGGAAUUGAUAUUGGUGGAACAUCUACUGAUGUAUCAAGAUUUGGAGGAAAAUUUGAUUUGGUUUUUGAAACUGAAACUGCAGGAGUUCAAAUUCAAGCACCUCAACUGGAUAUCACAACAGUUGCUGCUGGAGGUGGCUCCAAAUUGACAUUCAACCAAAAGACAGGUAUCUUUGAAGUUGGUCCAAGUUCUGUUGGAGCUAAUCCUGGUCCAGUCUGUUAUAGAAAGCAAGGAUCAUUCCCAAUCAAACAUUUGGCCAUUACUGAUGCCAACUUAUUCCUUGGAAGAUUAUUACCAGAAUUCUUCCCAAAAAUUUUUGGUGAAACUGAAGAUCAACCACUCGAUUAUGAAGCCACCAAACUUGCAUUCGAAGAAUUGACCAAACAAGUCAAUGAUUUUGAAUUGAAGAGAGAUCCACAAAAUGCCAAACUCAAAACAACAGAAGAAGUUGCCUAUGGUUUCAUUCAAGUUGCCAACGAGGCCAUGUCAAGACCAAUUCGUUCCAUUACAGUUUCUAAAGGUUAUGAUACUCGUGAUCAUACUUUGUGUUCAUUUGGUGGAGCUGGUUCACAACAUGCUCAAGCUAUUGCCAAUAAUUUAGGUAUGAAAAAGGUUUUCAUUCCAAGACAAUCUGGUAUUUUGAGUGCUUAUGGGUUGGGACUUGCUGAUGUUGUUUUGGAUGAACAAGAGCCAAGUACUGCAGAAUAUGCUGAGGAAAAUUUCGGAUACUUCUCCAACAGAUUGAAAGAAAUCGAGGGAAGAGUUGUUGAGAGAUUGAAAAACUCUGGAUUUGACAACUCCAACAUCAAAAUUGUACAUUAUCUCAAUCUCAAGUAUAAGGGAACCGACUAUUCAAUCAUGACAUCUGUUCCAGAGGAGGCCAAGCAACAAGAUUCAAUCCUUGGAGGAGAUUACAGAUCUGAAUUUGAAAAAUCCUACAAGAGAGAAUAUGGAUUUACUGUUGUUGGAAGACCAAUCAUUGUCGAUGAUAUUAGAGUGAGAGGUAUUGGUAUUACACCAUCCAUCAGUAAGAUUGAAAUUGCUUCAUCUAAGUCUGAGCCAAAACCAAUUACCUCAACCAAGACAUACUUUGAACAAGGUUGGACUGAGACAGCUGUCUAUGAUUUGCAACAUUUGGCUGCUGGAGAUAAGGUUCACGGCCCUGCUAUUAUUAUUCACGACACAACUACAAUUGUUGUUGAACCACAUGGAACAGCUCUAAUUACCAAGUAUGGUGAUGUGGAAAUUACUCUCUCCUCAACAAAGACACAAGAAAUCAAUGUGAAUGAAUUGAAGAAGGUUGAUGCUGUUAGGUUGAGUAUUUUCAAUCAUCGUUUCAUGAGUAUUGCUGAACAAAUGGGUAGAUCCCUCCAAAGAACAUCAACUUCAACCAAUAUUAAGGAAAGACUCGAUUUUUCAUGUGCUCUCUUCUCUCCAGAUGGUUCUCUCCUUGCCAAUGCUCCACACUUGCCUGUUCACUUGGGUUCAAUGAGUGAGGCAGUUCGAUAUCAAAUUAGAACUCUGGGAGAUAGUUGGAAGGAAGGCGAGGUAAUUGUAGCCAAUCACCCUUGUGCUGGAGGCACCCAUUUGCCUGACAUUACCGUAAUAACUCCUGUAUAUUCAAAUGGAAAAGUAGCUUUCUAUGUUGCCAAUCGUGGACAUCAUGCUGACAUUGGUGGUAUUCAGCCAGGUUCAAUGCCUCCAUUCAGUAGAUUGCUAUCUGAGGAGGGUAUGGCAAUUGUUUCAUGUAAAUUAGUAGAAAAUGGUGAAUUCCAAGAAGAGAGAAUUACAAAUUUAUUGAAAGAAGCAGGUGCCAGAGCCAUAAAGGAUAAUAUUUCAGAUAUGAAAGCUCAAGUUGCUUCUAAUACUAAAGGUAUUUCACUUUUGCAAGAACUCAUCAAUGAAUAUUCAUUAGAAGUUGUCCAAAGCUAUAUGCAAUAUGUUCAGGACAAUGCAGAAUACGCAGUCAAGGAAAUGUUGCAACAAGUAUUUGAGGAACACUCACAAGAUAAGAAUGCUGCCAGCAUUGACUUGCAUUCCCAAGAUUUUAUGGAUGACGGAUCAAUAAUCAACUUGCAUUUGACAAUCAAAAAUCAAAAACAUGAAAACUUUAGAAACGGCUCUGAAAAGCAACAUGUUGCAAUCUUUGAUUUCACAGGAACUUCAGAAAUGAUGUUGGGUUUUGCACCAAAGGCCAUUACUAUUUCUGCAAUUUUGUACAGCUUGAGAUGUCUUGUCAAACAGGACAUUCCUCUCAAUCAAGGAUGUCUGGAACCAAUCUCAAUCAAGAUUGAAAAACACUCACUUUUAGAUAUUGGUGAAGAUGGUAUCGUCGGUGUAGUAGCAGGUAACGUAUUGACCUCACAAAGAGUGACCGAUGUUAUUCUUAAGGCAUUCUCAGCAGCUGCCUGUAGUCAAGGAUGCAUGAAUAAUUUCACAUUCGGUAAUGAAUCAUGGGGCUAUUAUGAAACUAUUUGUGGAGGUGUUGGAGCUGGAAAGGACUAUCAAGGAGAAGACUCUGUUCACACCCACAUGACCAAUACCAGAAUUACCGAUGUUGAAAUUCUCGAAAGAAGAUAUCCGCUCAUUCUGAAACAGUUCAGCGUGAGACCAAAUUCAGGAGGUGAAGGAGAAUUCAGAGGAGGAAAUGGCGUUGUGAGAGAAGUUGAAUUCCUUGAACCACUUCAAGUUGGAAUUCUCUCAGAGAGAAGAGUCUUCUCACCAUCUGGUUGUAGAGGUGGAAAAGAUGGACAAAAAGGAAAGAAUUUACUCAUUCUCAAGAGAGGUCUCAUUCACUCUCUAGGAGGAAAGAACUCUUUCAAGGUCGAACCAGGAGAUUGUGUCAUUAUUCAAACACCAGGUGGAGGUGGUUAUGGUAUCAAAAAAUAAACUCUAGCUCACUACCCAUUCCUUCA